Molecule: messenger RNA, 1179 nt
Organism: Adelges cooleyi (spruce gall adelgid)
Lineage: Eukaryota; Metazoa; Arthropoda; Insecta; Hemiptera; Adelgidae
Exons: 18
Coding region: 137-1060 (307 amino acids)
Source: RefSeq, a predicted model, not a curated record
CGAUAAACCUAUACAACUUUAAAUUAUUCUACACAUCCAUCUCAACAAUAUCACAUUCAUUGGCCUCGCUACAGUCUUACACAAUUUCAAAAAAGAAUACGUACUUAGUUGUUGUAAAGUCUUACCUACAUAUACAAUGAAAUACGACAUGACUUUAGGUAUACUCGUGCUGAUCAUUUCAUGUGUCUUUUUCGUUACCCACAGUUUUGGACAAAUCACUGAAGCCUGCUUAGACGAAAUAAUUAAAACAAAUAUCAUGCUUAAAGCUUUAACAGUAACUAGAAAAGAAGGUAAUAAAAAUUGGAAUGGAAAAAUUAAGGAACACGAGUUAAAACGAUUUGGUGACAUGAAUUUUAAUACUCUUAUAUCAGAAGAAGACAAAAUUGAGGAGAUAACCAAUCUUUUGAUUCAAGAUUGCAAGGGAAUAAGUGGAGUAUUUACUAAAACUCUUAUUCCAAAUGGAAAUGACAAUUCAUCUGGAAGACUAAAGAAAGAAUUGAAAAUUCAAAAAUUUAUACGUGAUGUUGUGGGUUUCAAAGAAAACCAACUAAAAAAAAACGAUAAAGAUGUAGAGAAAAUGGAGAAGAAGGAACGUUACGUAUACUUUACCAAGCAAAUGAAUAAACAAAUAAGGCAAGAAUCCGCAAAUAAAAGCGAUUAUAUCAGUGCCAUGGCGGAACGCAAAACAGCAUUAAAUGAUUACAUAAAAACAGAAAAGAAUAAUAGAAAAACAAUACAAAUGUGUAAUCCGGAUUCGACGAAAUGUAUAUUGAUGGGCUUACAAAAAACUUUAGACGCACUGCCGGAUGUGUUUAACAUUUAUACAGCUAAAUGUGAUGGAGAGAUUUGUCGGAUUACUUUGAUACAAGACCGUGUGAAGACAACCCCGAUUUAUUCAGAACACAUCGAUGAAAUAAAUAGUGAAGACGAAUAUGAGUCAACAGAAUUGGUUACAGACGAGGCCGGCAAGUCAGGGAAAGAUGAGGCCGACAAUUCAGGGCAAACAGAAGACGAGGCCGAAAAGUCAGGGCAAACUGAAGGUACGGAAGAGCAUAUUUAAUAUUUCUUUCAUUGUAAAACUAAAAUUGUGUUUUAUUUACCUGUGUUUUACAAUAGAUUAUAUAUACAAUAUACAAUAUAUACAAUAAUAUAUCAAUAUACACGUUUGAGUGAAAAUAA